This is a messenger RNA of Thecamonas trahens ATCC 50062, 1859 nucleotides long. RefSeq names its product PAP/25A associated domain-containing protein. Gene Ontology annotation, molecular function: poly(A) RNA polymerase activity; mRNA binding. The coding region runs from base 118 to 1818 and encodes 566 amino acids. Gene Ontology annotation, cellular component: nucleolus; TRAMP complex. The record is from RefSeq and is a predicted model, not a curated record. The transcript has a single exon. Lineage: Eukaryota; Apusomonadida; Apusomonadidae. Gene Ontology annotation, biological process: RNA 3'-end processing.
CUUGCCUGCUCUGCCUCCCCCACAUACUUGGCCACAAACUCUAGCCAGAUAGCCAAGCGCUUUACACACGUCGAGGUCGCGGCGCUCGAGGUGGAGGUGGACGGGUUGCUGGGAAGCAUGGCUGGUGUGGCCGAGCCGAGGCACAAGCAAGAGGAGGCGGAGGUCUGGCCUCACGACGAGGGCUGCACCGUGGAGAAGCCACCGUGCGGAAAGCGCAAGAAGCGGCGGCGGCGACGAUACAGGGUCUUCUACACCCACGAUGACAAGUACCUCGGGCAGGUCGAGGCGCCAUCGCGUGGGAGUGGGCCGCCUGCGCCGACCGCCGGCAAGGUCCGCAGCGGGCACGCGGUGCGGUACGUGGCACGAUCGGGAUCGGGAUCAGACGGCGCGUCGUCACCAGCCUCAGAGACAAACUUGGCAACGACAGUGUCGCGGCGGUCGUGGACGGCGACCGAGAGCGUACAGCUGUCGGGUCUGGCCACGCCUGCGGACGAUGCGCCGCCGACAACGAUGCCAGCGACGAGGCCGGGCCUGGGCACGGCCGGCCUGGCAAAUACCGUGCCACUCCCGACAACAGCGCCGUUGUGGUUCGCGCACCUUGGCGGUGUCGACUACGGAGGGCCGGGGCGCGGACGGGUCCGCCGCAUGCUCCGCGGCCUCUCGCUCGAGAUCGAGAGCCUGGCCAAGAUGCUUGCACCGACACCGGCCGAGCUCGAGCUGCGGUCGCGGCUGGUCGAGAGCGUGCGGGCGGCAGCAGGCGCGAUGUGGCCGGGCGCCGCUGUGCACUUGGUCGGCUCGUCGGCGACAUCCAUGUUCCUGCCAGACUCGGACCUCGACCUGGUAGUGGUCGGCGUGAGCAGCGACGGGCUCGGGCGGCUGUACCACAUGGCGGAUGCGCUGCGAGCGGUGCCCGGUGUGGUGGAAGUCGAGGUGCUGUCGGCGGCGACAGUACCGGUGGUCAAGGCCUCGCUCGCGUACGGCUUUGGCAUCGACGUUGUAUUUGACAUCACCACCGGGGUCGAGACGGUAGCGCGGAUGGGCCCGCUUCUGGCAGCGUAUCCGCUGGUGCGGCCGCUUGCGCUUGUUCUCAAGCACAUGCUGCGGACACACCGCCUCAACUCGGCGUACUCGGGCGGGCUCUGCUCCCAUGGUCUCGUCCUUCUCCUCAUCUCAAUGUUGCAGUUUAUGGGCCAAGUCUCGCCAAAGCACGUCUUUCACUCGUGCACGCCACCAUCGCCGCUACCAGCGGUGGUCACGCCACCGACGACAGCCGCGUCGCUUCCGGACGACCAGGCUCUCGGUUUUUGCUUCAUCCACUUUCUGCGGCUGUACGGGACCGAGUUUGUUUACGACUACCGCAUUUCAGUGGCCGACGGUGGUGUCCUCAGCCUCUGCGCCGAGCCCGACGGCCCGUCGGCGGCCGAGGCCGACGGCCCGCGGAUCCAGCUCCGGUUGGAGGAUCCGGUCUCUGGCGGCGACGUCGGUGCCGGUGCCUUUAUGUACGAUGUGGUUCGCUCGCUCUUCCAGGCCAAGUACUACGCCAUGGCCCACGCCGUCCGCUCCUCGUCGCUCACCUCGCUCCUCGCGCUCGUCAUCGACCCGUCCGAAUUUGCAGUCUACGCACGCUGGCGCCACUCGGUCCUCUAUCCUACCUCGCCUCCCGAUGCUGCCCCACCCGUGUCGCCGAUGGCUGACCACACCGCUGCCACGACCCGCCCCCGCUCCAAGUCAAGCCGCUCCAGAGGCGGCCGCCGGCACCGAAACCGCAAUCGGAAUCGGGCCCAGAGGCCGAGCCAGGACGUCGACCAAGGCAUUUGAGGAGGCCAACAAACACACACAUACACACACACACACGCAUG